AGAUAAACCCUUUGUUUUUAGAGGACGAAAAAGGAAAUUUUGGGAUGAGAAAAAAUUCAAAGUUUCUAAGGGGGGCAAUAAAUUUCAUCCCAAAAACUAAACUUAUUUGUUGGUUUUAUUACUUUUAUACGGAGUAUAUAAUAUGAGGUCCUCCCACUCCUCCGUCAACUUUACUAAAUCUAUUACUGGAUUCUUCCCCUAUUGAUAAAUAAUCUCUACAAUUGCGUGAAUUCACAAUGGCUAAUUCCUUAUUAUGCUCGUCCAAGUUCAUGUUACUCUUGUUUAUCGUCUCAGCCAUUCCCAUCGCCUUCAUCGUUCAUCUCGAAACCGCCGGCAAGACGGCUACUGGCACUAUUGAGUACCACAGCACCGGCUGGCUCCGGGAGUGUGCCAAGUGGGACGAGCAAGGCCGUCGAUUCAUAGUCACCAUCUUCGACGGCGGCGUCGGCCAGAUCCCUGUCCCCGUCGAUUACGGCGGCGACUCUGCCUCACCGCCGCCGAUCCUCCUUGAAACUCCUGUCGUCAAGGAUGCAGACUUGUCCGGGAAUUCCUCGCUCGGCCUCGCGAUUGACCGGCGCCGGGACCGUAUUCUGGUGGCGAUCUCCGACGUCAUCAGGAAUCGGUUCAGUGGAGUGGCAGCCUACGAUUUGUCAACGUGGAAUCGGCUCUUUCUCACUAAACUCAGCGGCGCAGAGGAUGAAAAAUCAUUUGCAAAUGAUGUGGCGGUUGAUGAGGUUGGGAAUGCAUAUAUAACAGACACUAGAGGCGGUAAGAUAUGGAAGAUUGGGAGAGAUGGAGAGUUGAAGCACAUAAUAAGGAGUCCCUUAUUCACUCCUAAAGAAUGGUACAAGAGGUUGGUGGGACUCAAUGGCAUAGUGUAUCAUCCAAAUGGGUACUUGCUAGUCCUUCACACUUUCUCGGGCAAUUUGUAUAAAAUUCAAGCACCACCAAAUGGCGAUGAAGCCAAGGUUGUUAGCGUCGUGAACGUGUCGUCAUUGGUUUUUGGAGAUGGCAUGGAACUUGUUUCACCCAACAAGCUCGUUGUAGCUGGAAACCCGACAAGGAUGCUUGAGAGCUUUGAUGACUGGGAAAGCGCGAGGGUUGUCGGGAAGUUUAGAGGCAGUGCCAUUCAUCGUUUGUCUACAGCAGCCACCGUGAAGGAUGGUAGAGUGUAUGUUAACCAUAUGAUUGGUAUGGGAUUUCCCCAUAGAAAGCAUUUCCUAGUUGAGGCUGUGUUUUCUUCUUGAAACUGUACAAGUCAAAUGUAGGGGUUUGGGGGGUAACUAAGUCACAUUUUGAGUAUAUUUAAUAUCUUUAAUCUAUUAGAUCUUUUUUUCAAUUUUGGACAUUUUGAUAAAACACUAUAUAUUUUGUCUUGAUUGGUUUGUUUUGUCACAAGCCGCUACAUAUUGCCGAACAUCGCGACGCAUGCCCCGCGAGUAAAAGACAUCCGCAAGCCGUUUGAAGGUGCGGUC
Molecule: messenger RNA, 1475 nt
Organism: Cuscuta campestris
Lineage: Eukaryota; Viridiplantae; Streptophyta; Magnoliopsida; Solanales; Convolvulaceae
Source: the annotation of a GenBank genome assembly